Molecule: messenger RNA, 1080 nt
Organism: Cooperia oncophora
Lineage: Eukaryota; Metazoa; Nematoda; Chromadorea; Rhabditida; Trichostrongylidae
Source: the annotation of a GenBank genome assembly
AUGUCAUCGCGUUCGGUGGCAGUGGUGGCCACAGGCCUGGGAUGUUUCGCUCUCGCUAUGUGUCUCUUCGCUUUCCCCAUGAUUCUCAGCGAAAUCAGCGACAUCCGCGCUGAGCUCGAUGCCGAAAUGGAAUCGUGGAAAGUCGAGACCGAUAACCUGUGGAGGGAUAUGAACAAAUACGGACGUGUCCGUCGUCAGGCUUACGGAUAUGCCGCACCUCCCCCACGAGGAAGCUUCCCUGGCGGACCACAGCCACCCAACUUCCCUGGAGGUUCGUUCGGUGAGCAGCCAUAUCCAGGAGAUGCUGGAGGUCCACCACACCAGCCAAGUGGUCCUAACGGACAUCUCCCAGGUGUUGUUGGAGUGCCACCCAGCCUCAACCGCAACAACAACAACAACUUCCCAGGAAAUGAUGGAGCCCCAUCGGCCCACCCCAACGGAAACUGCAACUGCAACGCUGACAACACUUGCCCAGCUGGUCCCCCUGGACCUAAGGGAGCCGCUGGAGUCGAUGGUCCUGAUGGACUCCCAGGAGUGCCUGGUAUUGAUGGACAAGACGCAGAAGAUGCCAAGGCCCAGACUCAGCAGUAUGCUGGAUGCUUCACCUGCCCACAAGGACCUCCUGGACCUCCCGGACCAACUGGCAAGCCAGGAGCCCGUGGAAUGCGUGGAGCCCGUGGACAAGCUGCUAUGCCCGGCCGUGAUGGACAGCCAGGUUUCCCCGGAACUCUCGGUGGACUUGGAGCUCCUGGACCAGUUGGUGAGGAAGGACCUCAAGGAGAACCUGGAGAGGAUGUUGAACACCAGAUCGGUCUUCCUGGUCCCAAGGGAGAACCCGGUCCAGUUGGAGAUGAAGGAGAUGAGGGACUACAGGGAGAUACUGGAGCACCCGGACAGGCUGGACCUCCCGGAGAACGCGGACCACAAGGAGAGAAGGGAGACGAUGGUGCUGAUGGUCAUCCAGGAGAGCCUGGAGAGGAAGGAGAACCUGGCAAGGACGCCGAAUACUGUCCAUGCCCCAAGCGUAAUGCUGCCCAGAAUGUUGUGCAGCCUGCAAACAACGGCUACCGCCGUUACUAA